Molecule: messenger RNA, 1227 nt
Organism: Cyclospora cayetanensis
Lineage: Eukaryota; Apicomplexa; Conoidasida; Eucoccidiorida; Eimeriidae
Exons: 7
Biological process (GO): tRNA methylation
Cellular component (GO): tRNA (m1A) methyltransferase complex; nucleus
Source: RefSeq, a predicted model, not a curated record
AUGGGGUGGCUUACAGGAAGCAACAAUCCGCUGCUGUGCGACUCUGAAGGCGACGACUUUCAGCAGCAGCUCCAGGAUAAUGAUAACGAGUCUCUCAAGAAGCGCCGCGUAGAGACCUCUGGACGCUUGAAGCCUUCGGAGGUUCAGCUGGGCCCUUGCAGCCAGGCUAGCGGCGGCUGCUCAGCGGCAGCCUCCAAGGAGAGCGCCUCAGCAGCCGCCGCAGCGACAAAUGGCGAGUUCACGGGCAAGGCCGUUCCUGAUGGGACCCUUGUCAUUCUGAGAGACUUUGCAGGGAGUUCAGCCGCGGAAGUAAUUCGUGAGGUGGCGGCGAACAGUACAACUUUCGAGCAACGCACGAAGAUGUCUAAGGAAAAGUAUAUCAUGAAGAAGGCCAAGAGCGGGCUGCGGCACGACUACUUGAGCCGCAUUCUUCACUGUCUUUCCUUGGAACCAGGGCAGCGCCUAAUGGUCCUUGACCACGCACUUGGCCUCCCCACAGCGGGGGCCCUUAUGAGGCUAGGAGACGCUGGCCGUGUUUUUCGUCUACUUGAGGGCGGCACAGUGGGCGACAAGGCCCUUAGAGACGCCGAACUCCCUGCAUCUCUCCUUGCGAGCCUCGUAGACGUCAAUAUUGACCACGUGAGGGUUUGAGGUUCGCAUUUGCUGGAGAUUUUGCAGGAUCGCCAUGAUGGCGUCCUUCAUGAGGAAUUGGUUAGGCAGCAUGCGCAGUCCCCCACAAACACGGAGAGGAUUUCAAAUGGCGGAAACCAAACUCCCGAGGAACGGGCAGCGCAGAUGCGGCAGGAGCAUCAGCAGCACCUGCGGCGAUGCGCGCUAACGGCGGUAGCGGAAAUCGAGAGAGACGGAGGCAUAGACGGGUUCAUUGCUGCUGUGUCUCCAUACAAAGUCAAGAAGCAGCAAGGAGACAGUACCAUGACGCAAUAUGAGCUUUUCGCUCGGCUGGUCCAUAGGGCGCUUCUUGUGGCAUUCCGAUAUCUCAAACCAGGGGGCCGGUUGGUACUCUUCACGCAGGCGUUCGAGUUUGCGGGAUGCGUGCACUCCGCGCUAUGUGCCUCUCGGGACUUUGUGCAUAUAUCUCUAGAGGAGCUGCUUUUGCGGGAAUUUCAGGUUGUUCCAGGCCGCACGCACCCCAUCAUGCAGAGCACCAUAGCUAUUCCCAGUGGAUUUAUUGUGUCUGCCACUAAAAUAAGCACAGCCGGUUCCUGA